Messenger RNA from Cetraspora pellucida, 1203 nucleotides. NCBI's taxonomy places the organism in Eukaryota, Fungi, Glomeromycota, Glomeromycetes, Diversisporales, Gigasporaceae. The record is from the annotation of a GenBank genome assembly.
AUGUCGGUGGAUAAAAUCUUACAACCAUUACUAAUUAGAUAUGCCACAAGCUUUGGAGGAUCUUACAUAGAUAUAAGAAAGAAGCGUUUAAUUGUCAAUACAAUAGACCAUGGGAAGGUCAACGAGAUAAAAUCUCGAAUGAGAGAAAAUAGCAAGUUUUUAUCUUUUGAAAAUGCAAUUUAUGGUAAAUCCAUGCAUAAUUUAAAGGUCUCAUUUGAUGGGAUAGUCAAACUAGCUAUAGAUUAUUUAAAAAAUAAUGAUAGUGAACUAAACGCCAACAUUUACAUUGAUAUAAAGGAAAAUAAUGUCGUUGUAAUCUUAGGAGAAUAUGAUAAUAUAAACAAUCAAACAUUUAUAUCUUCCCUCAUGAGAUAUAACCCGCUUAUAAAAAUUUUUUCAAAACACCAAUCUGAUCCAAAUAUUUCUAAACGUCAAAGUAAAAUCGGCAGACGUGACAUAUCUAAAAGGAUUUUUAGUGGCGAUGGUUUAUAUAAUGGAGUUGGUGAGUUUGAAUGUUCAGCUGGCUUUUGGGUAAAAAAUCGAGAUCUUAUAGAUUAUAUUGUGACUGCUGGUCAUUGUGUUAUGAAUUCUAAUACUCGUAAAUCAAACGACUUUUAUCAUUAUCCAUGGGAUGCAGCAUCAAAUAAAACAUUAAAUUAUAUUGGGGAAUCUGUAUUUUCUAAUUUAGAACCAUAUGAUUUUGCUUUAAUCCAAGUUUUCGGCAAUGAUUCCAAACUAUCAAUGAAUGAAGUAAAGAACAUAGAUUAUAUCCGUUUCCCACAAUUAUUUAUAACUAAAACUCUGCCUGUAUCUAGUUAUGGUAUUCAUAUAUGUAAAGCUGGUUUCACUACACAUCUUACUUGUGGGUAUGUAAAGGGGAAUAACGGGAUUGCUAUAUUGAAUGGUAAGAUUCUGAGGACAUUAAUAAUUACAGACGUGCGUUUAGAAGGUGGCGAUAGUGGAGGAAGUGCAUUUUCUUUUGCACAAGAUUUGCGUUCAGUAGAAUUACUUGGUAUAGCCAUCGGAAGUAGUCCUUUAGCAACUGCUGUUUUACCAGUAGAUAUUAUUCUCAGAUCAUUGGAAAUACCAUACAGAUUUUCGUCACUUGGGUUUGAACCUUCAUUUCAGCGAAAGCAACGUUCGUCAUUAUUGAAAUUAGAUGGCAAGAGAUUUAUGCGAUGGGGCUACAGAGGUGAUGCUUAA